Messenger RNA from Eublepharis macularius, 3257 nucleotides. It is a transcript of the gene CBARP, whose product is annotated as CACN subunit beta associated regulatory protein. The coding region runs from base 1 to 2232 and encodes 743 amino acids. The transcript is spliced from 9 exons. Lineage: Eukaryota; Metazoa; Chordata; Lepidosauria; Squamata; Eublepharidae. The record is from RefSeq and is a predicted model, not a curated record. Gene Ontology annotation, cellular component: plasma membrane; secretory granule. Gene Ontology annotation, biological process: negative regulation of voltage-gated calcium channel activity; negative regulation of calcium ion-dependent exocytosis. Gene Ontology annotation, molecular function: transmembrane transporter binding.
AUGAGCAAUGAUUUGAGUCCAUGGGAGAACACGACUGAAGGGGUGACGACGGUUCCUGGUGAGGUGACAUCUCAGGAUGGGUAUGUGCUGCUUCUGGUGCUACUUUCCAUCUUUAUUGGGGGCACCCUGGUGCUUCUCUUUGGUGUCCUGAUCAUCUGCCGGCGCUGCUGUGAGACUGAUCAUCGGCACUCCAGAGCCAAUGAUGAUCCAGAGAAAACAAACACUACCUACCUGGAUGACUUGCAGCCAGCCCAAGAGAUCACCAUUAAGGUAGAGGACCCCGACUGCAUGUCGAGCUCCAGCUACCACGAUGCGGAGAGUGAGCGGUUCCUGUCCUCUGGAAGUGCCACUGGGCGGCGGGUCUCCUUCAACGAGGCUGCGCUUUUUGAACAGAGCAAGAAGACCCAGGAGAAGGGGAGGAGGUACACAUUGACCGAGGGGGAUUUCCACCACCUCAAGAAUGCCCGCCUCAGCCAUCUCCCCCUACCCCCUUCGGCUGCCCUCAAAAUAGUCACGAUCCACGAGUGCGAAUCCAACGAGAAUAGCAUCGCUAUGACUCCUCGCCGUCCCCCCACCAAGCCCAGCCUCGCCAUCUUCCAGCCGAGAGGGGGCGCUCUGCCUCAAACAGCUCUGACCGGCCAUGCCACGUGUCCUAGUUCAGCACUACCAGGGGACACCCACAACUCCACCGUGGAGGCCAGUCCAUCCAUUUCCUCGGAUUCUGGGGAGGGGGCUUCGUCUGACAGAGCGGCCAAGAGUCCGAAGGGAACUGGGGCAGGCAGUGCUGCACCCAAGGAACCUGCUUCCGUCCCUGCCCAGGGCACGGUCCUACAUUUCUUCACUCGCUUGCGGCGCCAUGCCAGCCUGGAGGGUGCAAGCCCUUAUUUCAGAAUCAAGAAGUGGAAGCUGGAAACCAGCCAGAGGGCCUCGAGCCUGGAUACGCGAGGGUCCCCCAAACGCCACCAGUUCCAGCGGCAGAGGGCAGCGAGUGAAAGUAUGGACCAAGAAGACCGUGACCCUCACCAGACGGACAUCAUCCAGUACAUCGCCCGGACUGAUGAUGUGGCAUUUCGACCCAUGGCUGGGCCAUUCUUGCCGGCCCCGGCCAGCCCUACCCUCUCUCUCGGCAGGUUAGAACCAUCAGAAUCACGUAGCCCUUCCUCUCCCGAGCCCCCAGCAUUGGAACAGCAGCCCACCCCCCUUUAUCAUGAUAUCUGGAGCCUCCGGGCAUCGCUAGAGAUGUAUGCUUCAUCUGAGCAGGGGAACGACCAGGACUCUGUACGCAGCGAUGGGGGGGACAGUGUCUCCUCUUCAGGAGGCGGCCUGCCUAGCUUCCCUUCCUCCCUGGCAGAUGAUGCUGAAGGGGCAGAUGACAAGCCAUGGGGGAAGCCCAAGCAGGACAGUGUGGAGUCAGAGGCUGGGACACGCAAACUGUUGCAGAUGGACAGUGGCUAUGCUUCCAUUGAAGCCCCCAAUAAUGCCCAUGCGGCUGAGGAUCAGACUGCCUCAGAGAAACGUCACUGCUUCACCAGUGCUGGACGCAAAGCCACUAUCUUUGAGAGCUUUGAAGGACAAGAACUAGAAGAGGAGGAAAGAGGGGCAGCUGGUGGUUUGCCCCCCCACAGUCCUCUAGUAUGGGCCCCCUACGGGCAGAUGUUCCCCACACGGGAAUCUUUGCCCCGCAGGGAUUAUAGUAUAGAUGAAAAGACCGACGCGCUCUUCAACGCAUUUGUUCGUCAUGACCCACAGUUCGAUGAGUCACCCCUGCGUGCAAAGCACCGUUCCCGGACCCACCUGCGCAAGCAGUGGCAGCGAACCAAGCAGUAUAGCGAUCCUGGUGUCCGUUACCCUCCUGCUCUGGAGAGGCACCGUACCCCACUCCGCCGUGGCGACAGUGUCAACUACCCCCUGGAGGGGCGAUACCACAGCACCCUGCCCCGCAUUAUCAGCGCUGGUGACGAGGAGGUCACGUCCCCAGCUGCAGAAGCCAGUGACAAAAUCCAGGUGAUCGAGGAAGAGCCACCAGAGGAGAUCAAGAUGACGCCUGACCCUUACGGUGAUUGCCUGGGAGGAGGCGAAUGCCCAGGAAUAGGCAACCUUGGGACUGAACUCAUGGACAAGAUUGCAGGGGGGCUGGAGGACAGGCUUUACGGGCACCUGAAAAAACAGAGAGAGAGUCCAGAGUGUGUGGUGGUUGUGGCAGAUGCCUCCCCUGACCAUAGCCCGGAGUAGGUGAGGCAUGGCUGCACAGCUCACAACGGGCAUGGUGGCCAUCUCUCUCUGCUUUGGUCUGGCGAUGCCAGUGUGGAACUUGCCACUCAGCCGGGGCGCAGGGCAUGCCAAGGGGGCGAGUAUAGGGGGCUACCACAGCUCUGUACCAUCAGACAGGAACCAUGUGGAGGUUUCCACCAUGUUCCAGGUAGCUUGUAUCUGAUAAGGAUACACCUCAUGUGGUUGAAGGUUUAGGCCAGCAGGCCAUCUUGCUGGAAGUCCCCAGUGCUGUCCACCAACAAUGGUCCCCUCCAGGGGGGAGGCCCUGGCUCCGCAGACUCCUCGUACAAGCAGCCAGCAUCUCCUUGGAGCACUGGGAGAUCAGGCCAGGUUUACCUUCCGCACGUGAAGAUUCGAGGAGGGCAGGAACUUGCUCCAAGGGGCUGAGGCCUCUGCUCCCUUCUUGCUAGCGCCCGAGAGGGGGGUCCUCAGCCCUACUGGUUCCUUCCUCUGCGGUGGGUUUGCCAAAGCAGGCGCGUAUGUUGCACAGCCGGGAAGUUAAGUUUUAAGGGACUUUUCCUUACUAAUAAUAAAGACCCCGAAAAACCUAGCAGAGGCCCCAAUGUUUACCUCACAAUGUAAAAGCUGGUUGUAGCAGAUACUAAGAUCCCUUUACCCUCGCACUCUCUCUCUCUCUCUCUCUCUCUCUCUCUGGUUUUUUGCAAGCAAUAACCAUGCCUUUGCUGCCCUUUGGUUGGCUGUCCUUGUGUGUCUGUGGGGGUAGGAGACCGUGGCAGUGCCCUUUCCAGCUGGGACAAACUAAAAACAUCCCCACCCUUAUCAAGCCCAGUUCUAGAAUGCAUUUUCAUUUCACUCAACUUCGGGCCCAGCUGCAGCCAAUGCGUUCCUUCCAGGCCAGUCUCUGGUUUUUCUGGAGCUGAAUGUGGACUUGCUCCAUCGUGGCACAGGCUUUUCGGGAGAGGGAUGACUAGAUGCUGGCAACGGGGGAUGCCACGAAACGAAAUGGCGGCUCGCUGCCUGUGUCG